AUGGAGCUACGGCUCCUCUACCCCUUCCUGGCCGCCCUCCUUGCCAUCUUCCUUGCCAGCGGCGUCUCCUCCGCGGCGCAUACCUCCAACUGGGCGGUGCUGGUGUCUACCUCCCGAUUUUGGUUCAACUAUCGCCAUCUCGCCAAUGUGCUAUCCCUAUACCGGACAGUGAAGCGCCUUGGGAUACCGGACUCCCAGAUUAUCCUUAUGCUACCAGACGACAUGGCAUGUAACCCUCGAAAUGCAUUCCCCGGGACGGUAUAUAACAACGCAGAUCGUGCGUUGGACCUAUAUGGAGACAAUAUAGAGGUUGAUUACCGCGGCUAUGAGGUCACCGUUGAGAGCUUUAUCCGCUUGUUGACUGACAGGCUGGGUGAUGAUGUGCCGCAGAGCAAAAGGUUGGGCUCGGACGCCGGUAGCAAUGUGCUUGUUUACAUGACCGGGCACGGUGGUGACCAGUUUCUUAAAUUUCAGGAUUCAGAGGAAAUUGGAGCCUGGGACCUGGCAGACGCGUUUGGACAGAUGUGGGAGAAGAAGCGAUACAACGAGUUGCUCUUCAUGAUUGAUACCUGCCAGGCGAACACCAUGUACACACAUCUAUAUUCCCCGAAUAUAAUCGCUACAGGCUCAAGCGAAAUAGACCAGUCCUCUUAUUCCCACCAUGCUGACAGUGAUGUCGGCGUUGCUGUCAUCGACCGCUGGACUUAUUAUAUUCUAGAAUUCCUCGAAACACAAGUCACCAGUGCAAACUCCAAGCGUACCCUAGGCGACUUGUUUGAUUCCUACGAUGAGUCAAAGAUCCAUUCCCAGCCUGGGGUAAGAUGGGAUCUAUUCCCUGGUGGUGAAGCUGAGGGCAGACUGAGGACUGUCAUGGACUUCUUCGGCAACGUUCAGGAAGUUGAAGUUGAAGCCGGCAGCAGUGUGAAUGACACUGAGCAUUCGGUCAAGGAAGAUCUUGUGGCAAUUGCCAAGUUGGUAGAACAAUGGAAAGAGAUGGAGAAAGAACACAUGGAAUAUGCCACUAGCCCCUCUUCCGUCGGCCAAAAAAAGCCUACCUUGCCGUCACAAACAGGUUCCCCUAUUCUUAAACUGGCUGGACCGAUGAAAAUUCGUGACGCCGAUGAUUGGAGCAAACGAGUCAUUGGUUUAUCACUCUUGUUUGGGAUAGGGGGCGUAUGGUUUGCUGGGUCUCUUCGGAGAAGGUCAUAA
Molecule: messenger RNA, 1209 nt
Organism: Trichophyton benhamiae CBS 112371
Lineage: Eukaryota; Fungi; Ascomycota; Eurotiomycetes; Onygenales; Arthrodermataceae
Exons: 1
Coding region: 1-1209 (402 amino acids)
Biological process (GO): attachment of GPI anchor to protein; protein localization to cell surface; proteolysis
Cellular component (GO): GPI-anchor transamidase complex
Molecular function (GO): GPI-anchor transamidase activity
Source: RefSeq, a predicted model, not a curated record